ACAGGCGACAAGCCCUAUCAGUGCAACAUAUGUGAUCAGUCAUUUUCACGAAAGGGUCAUCUCGAUGGACAUCACCGCACUCACACAGGCGAGAAGCCCUAUCAUUGCGACAUGUGUGAUAAAUCAUUUUCACUAAAGGGUAAUCUCGAUGUACAUCGCCGCACUCACACAGGCGAGAAGCCCUAUCAUUGCGACUUAUGUGAUCAAUCAUUUUCACAAAAGGGUAAUCUCGAUGUACAUCGCCGCACUCACACAGGCGAGAAGCCCUAUCAUUGCGACUUAUGUGAUCAAUCAUUUUCACAAAAGGGUAAUCUCGAUGUACAUCGCCGCACUCACACAGGCGAGAAGCCCUAUCAUUGCGACUUAUGUGAUCAAUCAUUUUCACAAAAGGGUAAUCUCGAUGUACAUCGCCGCACUCACACAGGCGAGAAGCCCUAUCAUUGCGACUUAUGUGAUCAAUCAUUUUCACAAAAGGGUAAUCUCGAUGGACAUCGCCGCACUCACACAGGCGACAAGCCCUUCAAUUGCACAUCAUGCACGAAGUCCUUCACACAGCUAGGACACCUUCGUGUACAUGAACGCACUCAUGCGGGCGAGAGGACUUAUAAAUGCGAGAUGUGUGAGUAUUCAUCAACCACAUCGUCAGAUCUUAAAACUCAUCAACGCACGCACAGAAACGAUAAAGCGUGAGCCUGCCUA
This is a messenger RNA of Rhipicephalus sanguineus (brown dog tick), 699 nucleotides long. Its product is annotated as zinc finger protein 239-like. Gene Ontology annotation, molecular function: RNA polymerase II cis-regulatory region sequence-specific DNA binding; DNA-binding transcription factor activity. The annotation marks the transcript as partial. Gene Ontology annotation, biological process: regulation of transcription by RNA polymerase II. The transcript has a single exon. Lineage: Eukaryota; Metazoa; Arthropoda; Arachnida; Ixodida; Ixodidae. The record is from RefSeq and is a predicted model, not a curated record.